AUGCAGGCGUCACUGGCGCAGUUGGACGAUGCGCCCAUGCUUUUUUGCGAGCGGUGCAACAACCUCCUCUACCCGGAAAACGACCCUGUUGAUCGGCAGAUGAUGUGGCGAUGCAACUACUGCAAGACGGCCGAGGUACACGACGAGAACAAGCUGGUGUACAUUCUAAACCUCAAGUUAAAGACGGGGACAACAGAGGAACUGGAGUUGCUAGCAGAAUUUGCGAACGACCCAACAGCUCAGCGUGACCCUACUAAGCGAUGCCGCCGUUGCGGCGAACACGACGUGACGUGCUUUGUGAACCCCCUCGGUCAGCCGCAUGAAGACAUGACCCUCUACUUUGCUUGUGCGAACCCAAAGUGUCGUCACGUCUGGAAGAGUGGCGAUAGCCAAGAACAAUAA
Molecule: messenger RNA, 402 nt
Organism: Trypanosoma rangeli
Lineage: Eukaryota; Euglenozoa; Kinetoplastea; Trypanosomatida; Trypanosomatidae
Product: DNA-direcetd RNA polymerase II, subunit 9
Exons: 1
Coding region: 1-402 (133 amino acids)
Biological process (GO): DNA-templated transcription; transcription-coupled nucleotide-excision repair; transcription initiation at RNA polymerase II promoter
Cellular component (GO): RNA polymerase II, core complex
Molecular function (GO): DNA-directed RNA polymerase activity
Source: RefSeq, a predicted model, not a curated record